AUGAUAGUAAAACCAUCUCAUAAUUUAAGAAGAGAACAUAAAUGGUUGAAAGAAACUAAUGUACUACAACAUGAUAAAGAUCUAGUUUUACAAAUAAUCAAUAAUAACGUUUUCCCUAACAAAAGGAGAAAACAAUCUAUUCCAAUUCCACAAAAUUCUACCACAUCUAAUAUGGUAGAAAGUGUAAACGAGGAUCAAAGAGAAGAACUUUUCCUAUUUAAUGCUAAUAAGCCAUUGAUGUCACCUAUUCAGGAAAUAGGAUUGAAUAAUAAUGAUUCCACAUCCGUGAGAAAUAAUCAAAUCAUAAAUGAUGGUACAGGCAGAAUACCGAAAGGUUCAUCGUCAUCUCAUAUCAUAAAUAAUAGUAAUAAUAAUAAUAAUAACCACUCGCAUUUUGCUUCUUCUCCUGUAAUGCCCAAAAAUGCAAUAAAACCUGCUAUAUCUCAAAUAUAUCUAGACCAAACAUCAACUCCUCCACCACCACCACAACCUCGAAUGUCCUCGACAUCAUUGCAUGACAAAGAUACAUUAAUAAACUUACAAAAAUGUUUAAUAGACACAUUAAAGGACCAAUCACAAACAUACGAAGAAAAAAUUUCCAUAAUAGAGUCCACUUCAUUAUCAGAAGAUAAUAAAAAAUACAAACUCUCACAGUUGAUUAAUCCAAAAUUAGCUAAAUAUAAUAUAACAGUCUCAGAUCUUGAAACAAAAAUAUCAAACUUACUUACUCUAUUAUCACCUGCAACAGUACCACCAACAACACAGAUACUACCAAAUGCUACAACUGGUUCUAACAAUAAUUUUACUCAUAGUGUUAGUACUAAUGAAAAAAAUCAACAAAUUAUAACAACUUCAGAAACAUAUAACUUAAUAGAUGCCCUAGAUGAUGAUGAUGAUGACGAUGAUGUUGAUCCUGUUCCUAUUAAUGAAAUCGAACAACCGAGAAACAAAGAAUCAACAUCAAUAACCACCACUGCAGCAACCCGAUCAAUGAGAACAAGAAAGGCAAAAAUAAACUAUAGAAUUCCAGAAAAGGAUGAUCCAUUCGAUUACAAAAUUGGUAAGAUAAAUGAUUCCAUAAACAAUAGUAAUACCACUCACACCUCAUUUAAUCAAUUUGAAGAAGAAGAAGAAGAUGAUGAUGAUGAUGAUGAUGAUGAAGAGGACCCAGAAGAAGAUGGUUAUUCCAGCUAUAUGAACACAAGAGAAGAAGAACGUAUUGAAAAUGAUCUAUUGAACCAAAGCGAUUUGGAUUUUGUUAUCAACGAUGAAGAUGAUGCACCCUUGUUAACUGAUGAUGCACCUUUCACGCAGGCCCAAUCAUUAAUCCAACAUAAUGAGAAUGACGAUGCGGAUGAUGAUUCGAACGAAAGUGAGGAAUUCCAUGAUGCUGCUGAUGAUUUAAAUAACAUUCAAAUUAUAUUAUCAUCACCUCAAAAACAACCUAUAGUCGAACCAAUUGAACUCUUGGACGAUGACGAGGAUGAUGACUCAUUUGUGGCAACGGCCUUGACACCACAAUCGAAUAUACCGAGAACCAUCACUACUAUCCCUCAUACCGUACCACAUUCCGAUUUAGAAGAUUUAAGUAGUGAUCUAGAUGAUCCUAGCCCCUUUGACAAUGAUCACAGUGAUGAUAGCGGAUUAUCUGAUAGUGAUUUGGAGUUUUUUGAUGAAGAAAGAGAAAAUAGAACUCAACUUAAUAGUAUCAAAGAAUUAGAUAAUGACUUGAAAAUUAUCACUGAAAGGAACUUGAAUGCCAAUGAAAAGAACAAUUGGGUUCCCAUCGUUAUCAAAAGAGAAAACUCAACUACGACUACUAUGCCAACACAUACUAUGAACCUUUCAGAUAAUGAAGAUUUAGAAAAUGAUUUCUCAUUAUUAGAAGAUAUAAACUCUCCUGUAAAGAAUCAUCAACAGCAACAAAAAAAUAAUGGUGUCACAAAUUUUCCAUGGUCAAAUGAAGUUAAAUUAAAACUGCGUCAAAUUUUUAAAUUACCAGGGUUUAGACCAAAUCAAGAAGAGGCUGUGAGUGCAACAUUAUCCGGGAAAGAUGUCUUUAUAUUAAUGCCGACAGGUGGUGGGAAAUCUUUGUGUUAUCAAUUGCCAGCUGUGAUUAAAUCAGGCAAAACAAAAGGAACUACUAUUGUCAUAUCACCUUUAAUCUCAUUAAUGCAAGAUCAAGUACAACAUCUCUUGGAUAAAAAUAUUAAGGCAAGUAUGUUCAGUUCUAGGGGAACUGUAGAAGAGAAAAGACAGGUGUUUAAUCUUUUCAUUUGUGGAUUAUUAGAUGUUGUUUAUAUUUCACCUGAAAUGAUAAGUGCAUCAGAACAAUGUAAAAGAGCCAUUAAAAGAUUACAUUCAGAUGGGAAACUAGCAAGAGUGGUAGUUGAUGAAGCUCAUUGUGUUUCUAACUGGGGUCAUGAUUUUAGACCAGAUUACAAAGAAUUGAAAUAUUUUAAAAGAGAAUAUCCUGACGUUCCAAUGAUGGCAUUGACUGCCACUGCAAGUGAACAAGUUCGUAUGGAUAUUAUUCAUAAUUUAGAAUUGAAAGAUCCCGUAUUUUUGAAACAAAGUUUUAAUAGAACUAAUCUUUAUUAUGAAGUUAGGAAAAAAAAUAAGAAUACAAUUUUCGAAAUUGCAGAUAUGAUUAAAUCCAAAUUUAGAAAUCAAACUGGUAUUAUAUAUUGUCAUUCUAAGAAUUCAUGUGAACAAACAUCGAAUCAAAUGCAAAGAGCAGGUAUUAAAAGUGCAUAUUAUCAUGCUGGUAUGGAACCUGAUGAUAGAUUGAAAAUUCAAAAAGCAUGGCAAGCAGAUGAAAUUCAAGUCAUUUGUGCUACGGUUGCGUUCGGAAUGGGGAUUGAUAAGCCAGAUGUUAGAUUUGUGUUCCAUUUUACAGUACCACGUACUUUGGAAGGGUAUUAUCAAGAAACUGGUCGUGCUGGUAGAGAUGGGAAAUAUUCAUACUGUAUCACAUAUUUCUGUUUUAGAGAUGUUAGAACAAUGCAAACCAUGAUUCAAAAGGAUGAAAACUUAGACAGAGAAAACAAAGAAAAACAUUUAAAUAAAUUACAACAGGUUAUGGCAUAUUGUGACAAUGCUACAGAUUGUAGAAGAAAGCUUGUUCUUUCCUACUUCAAUGAAGAUUUUGAUUCUAAAUUGUGUCAUAAGAACUGUGAUAAUUGUAAAAAUAGUUCACAUGCUAUGACAGAGGAAAGAGAUAUUACUGAUAUUGCUAAGCAAAUUGUUACCAUGGUCGAAAAGAUACAAAAUGAUAAAGUCACGUUAAUCAACUGUCAGGAUAUCUUUAAGGGUUCAAGGAGCUCAAAAAUAGUUCAAUCAGGUUAUUCGAAUCUACAACAACAUGGGCAGGGUCGAAAAAUGUCCAAAUCUGAUAUUGAAAGAAUCUUUUUCCAUUUAAUAACGAUUAGACUUUUACAAGAAUAUUCAGUUAUGAAUAAAGGAGGUUUUGCCACCACAUAUGUUAAAGUUGGGCCAAGUGUUUCGAAACUUCGGGAUGGUUCAUUAAAAGUUACUAUGCAAUUCACAUCAUCAACUCCUGCUACACGAUCAGCUUCUUCAUCUUCCAAUUCUCCAUAUUCGAAUUCAAAUAAUAAUUACGUGAGACGAAGUCAUACUACACCUUUGCCACAUACUGAUAAUGAUAGAGCAAAUUCUAAGGUGAUGCCAACAUUCAUCAGCGCGAAGGAUCAUUUAAGUUCCUAUGCUUAUACUGAAAACCAAAGUGAAUAUAGUAAACCAAUAUCAUUCAAAGACAGUACAGAAUCUAGAUCCACACAAGAAUUAAGUGCAUUAACAUCUGCAUAUGUUAAACUUAGAGAAGUUUCAUUAAACUUGGGUAAUAGAAUGAAUCCACCGAUUGCACAUUUCUUAUCAGAUACUUCAUUAAAAAAAUUAGCCACAAAUUUACCUAUUACAGAGGGUCAAUUUGUGGCAAUUCCAACUAUUGGAGAGAAACAAAGGAAAAAAUUUAAGUAUUUCAAGUCUACGUUAUUAAUGCUACGGAAACAAAGAAAUAUUGCUAUGCAAUCAACGAAUAUCAAUAAUAAUUUGAAAAGUCAAGGUAGUAGUUUACCUGAAGUGGAUACAUCAUUUGGGAGGAAAUCUAGGUAUUUCAGCAUUGAUCCCGAGGCUGAAAAGGAAAACCAAGCAAUUAUUAAUCAAUUACGUGAUAGUCAAUUGCAAACCUCAGUAGGCACACGUUCAUCUUAUGAAGUUGGUGGUAAUAAUAAGAGACGCUUCAAUAAAAACCAUAAGAACUACUAUAAAAAGAAAAGGCCGUGA
Messenger RNA from Naumovozyma dairenensis CBS 421, 4305 nucleotides. It is a transcript of the gene SGS1, whose product is annotated as ATP-dependent DNA helicase SGS1. The record is from RefSeq and is a predicted model, not a curated record. Gene Ontology annotation, cellular component: cytoplasm; chromosome; RecQ family helicase-topoisomerase III complex. Gene Ontology annotation, biological process: double-strand break repair via homologous recombination; DNA replication. Gene Ontology annotation, molecular function: nucleic acid binding; 3'-5' DNA helicase activity; ATP binding. The transcript has a single exon. The coding region runs from base 1 to 4305 and encodes 1434 amino acids. Lineage: Eukaryota; Fungi; Ascomycota; Saccharomycetes; Saccharomycetales; Saccharomycetaceae.